AUGGCUAUCGCUGUUAAACCCAGAGUUGGAUGGAUCGGGACGGGCGUCAUGGGUGCCAGCAUGGUCGGGCACAUCCUGAAAAAAGGCUAUGACGUGACGGUGUUCAACCGCACACCCUCCAAGUGCAAGCAGCUGAUCAAGGAAGGCGCCCAGGUUGCCAGCUCCCCCGCCGAGGUGGCCAAGGUGUCUGACAUUGUGUUUGGCAUCGUGGGCUAUCCCAGCGACGUCCGCAAGGUGUUCUUGGACCCGGAACGAGGCGUCUUGUCUUCGAUCAAGGCAGGCGGUGUCAUUGUUGACAUGACCACGAGUGAACCGUCCUUGGCCAAGGAGAUCUACGAGACUGCAAAGCUCAAGGGCGUCUCGAGUCUCGACGCUCCUGUCUCCGGUGGCGACGUCGGUGCACGUGAGGCCACACUGUCCAUCAUGGUCGGUGGGGACUCUGCCACCGUCGAGUCCACGCGGCCACUGUUUGAACUCAUGGGCAAGAACAUCUGCCACAUGGGCGGAGCCGGUGCUGGCCAGCACACCAAAAUGGUCAACCAAAUCCUGAUCGCCACGAACAUGAUUGGCGUCGUCGAGGGUCUUCUCUAUGCGCAGAAGAGCGGCUUGGACGCGGACGAGGUCAUCCGCGCUGUGAGCGCAGGAGCUGCAGGCUCGUGGUCGAUCAGCAAUCUGGGACCGCGGAUUGCCAAGCGAAACUUCGAUCCUGGCUUCUUCGUCGAGCACUUCGUCAAGGACAUGGGUAUCGCCUUGAAAGAGGCCGAGAGCAUGAACCUCGCACUUCCUGGCCUCGCGCUUGCCAACCAGCUGUACGUGGCUGUGAAGGCUCAAGGCCACGGCCGCUUGGGGACGCACUCGCUGAUGCUCGCACUUGAGCAGCUCAAUGGCAUUGGCUCGUCUGCUGCACGCACGUGA
Messenger RNA from Peronospora matthiolae, 915 nucleotides. The record is from the annotation of a GenBank genome assembly. Lineage: Eukaryota; Oomycota; Peronosporomycetes; Peronosporales; Peronosporaceae.